CUAAUUUACUAAAAGUUGAAGAUAUUUGGUAAACCACAAGUUUGGAUUUUGACAUGCAAGAUACAGCAAUGUCGUCAGAGUACUCAUUCUGCAGCGAGGGUGGCUUCGACGAACUUUCGAGUUCCUCCGAUUCUGGUUUCGAUGUUAGCUUCGAAUCACCAAAACACGAAAUACCACCUGACACUCUCUUCCCUCCAGCUAAAGAAGUGAAGCGCAAAAAAACGCGAAAUACUCGUUGCAAAAGUCCCACACAGGUACUCAGAUUAAAGAGAAACCGGCGAAUAAAGGCAAACGAUCGCGAGCGUCACAGAAUGCAUACUCUGAACGACGCCCUGGAACGUCUGAGGAUGGCCCUGCCAACUUUUCCCGAGGACACGAAGCUUACGAAGAUUGAGACUCUCCGUUUUGCUCACAACUAUAUCUGGGCGCUGUCGCAGACUCUGGGCAACGCCGACAGCGGUGAGAUCACGGUGAACGUCGGCAAUGUUACCGUCAGUAUCACCGAGAAUGGCAACAUGAUCACCUCGUCAACCGGAAGCUGCGCGGUCGCAGCCCAGAAGAGGCUCGGACCUCAACAUACCGCGGGUUUCCCGUAUCCACCUCAGGAGCGAUUCGUCGCACCAGAAUGGCAAGAAUAUGAUUGCUACAGCGAUCAAAGCGUGAGUCCACCGAUGCAGUAUCAGCCUUGUUAUGACCAGAGGAUGUAUCAGAUUCAUCGUCCUCAGCAUCAACUAACGCCGCCAUCUCAUCAUCAUAUGCCUCAUCACAAUAUGUAUCAGUGUCUUUAG
Atta colombica is the source of this 788-nucleotide messenger RNA. RefSeq names its product basic helix-loop-helix neural transcription factor TAP (gene tap). Gene Ontology annotation, molecular function: protein dimerization activity. The record is from RefSeq and is a predicted model, not a curated record. The transcript has 3 exons. Bases 54 to 788 code for a protein of 244 amino acids. NCBI's taxonomy places the organism in Eukaryota, Metazoa, Arthropoda, Insecta, Hymenoptera, Formicidae.